CGUCACAGCCCCCCCAUCGCGUUUCCAUCUUAAAUCCUAUUUGCUAUUGUACCUGCCCAAUAGCAGAGAGCGCCAGCGCGCUUUAAGUCAGAUGGCAUUUCCACUGCGCGUCAUUACAAUACAACCAGAGUUUGGUGCAGGGAUCCCUGGCUUUUUCCAGUCCAGAUCAUCCUCUGGAGAGGCCUGGACUCAACAUCUUUUUUUUCUUUGUAUUUUCACCACAUCUGCAUACUUUUUUUCUCUUCAAAAUUGAUUUUCUGCCUCUAAAAGUUUUUAAUGGUUAUUCAGAUUGGACAAUAAGCGGUGAUGGCAGAAUCUGACACUCAGGAGACUCGCCAAGCCGCAAAGGAUUCACCUUUCUCCAUAAAGAACCUGCUCAACAUCGAGGACAAGCCAGUGAAGCCCACCCUCCCACUGGGGUCUUCCAAAGGAGUUUUUGAAGGCAGCUUUUUCUCCAGACUCAGUGAGCUGUCUCUGCCUCGGUUAGAGUUGCCCGGCCAAAGGAUCGGACUGUCGGCUCAGUAUUUGGAGAGAGCGUCUGCGUGGUGGUAUCCAUACACUCUGGGAGCGCAUUUUAGGACUGCUUCAGUUCCAGAAAAGACCAACCAGAGGGAGGAGGAUAUUCGCAGCCCGGAUCUCCAAAAAAAUAACCAAGAUAAAGAGGAGAGCGCCGAUGAUGACCUGGCUCUGGAUGAGAGCGACGCCGAUGAAUCCAAGAAGGAAACCGACCAGGAGGAGGACUGGAGGAGAAAAACAGACGAGCUGGACUCAGACAAGAAGCCCUGCAGGAAGAAAAAGACGCGCACCGUGUUCUCCAGGAGCCAGGUCUUCCAGCUGGAGUCCACCUUCGACAUCAAACGCUACCUGAGCAGCUCGGAGCGGGCCGGCCUGGCCGCGUCUCUGCACCUCACCGAGACGCAGGUGAAGAUCUGGUUCCAGAACCGGAGGAACAAGUGGAAGAGGCAGCUGGCCGCCGAGCUGGAAGCGGCCAACAUGAGCCACGCCGCGGCGCAGAGGAUCGUACGGGUGCCGAUACUUUACCAUGAAAGCGGGGCCUCGGACGCGAGCGCGAGCCCCGGUACGAACUCAUCCGGCAGCCAGUCCCUGCUGGCUUUCCCCCAUCACAUGUACUAUUCCCACCAUCCCAGCCCGCUGCUCAGGCCCGUUUAACCAAGGAGCUGCUUCUCAAUGAGAAAAAUGGAAGUUUGUAUAUUAUUAUUAUUAUUAGACCAAAAACAUUAUUUCCUCUGGAUCUCAAAAAUAAUGCUUCUAUUUUAAAUGUUUGUUUUUUUAGUGGUGAGGUUUGAGCAUAAGCUUGUUUAAAACAGGAUAAUCUGUAUAUUCAAAAAAAAAUUACGUCAGUGUUUUGUGCAAAGAACUGUGCAAAUAUUUUCAGCUCUUUAAAUCGUGCAAUAAUGUUGGCUUUUCCGCCUUUUGUUUCACCUAAACCUCCUUUUAUAAAGCGAAACAAGUCUGUUUUGUUUGGUUAUAGUGAGGACAAUCCUGUGAUUCUGAAGAGAAUACCUGAAAACUGUACAAAAACAGUGAUCUGUUGUUCCUUUUUUCAGUUCUC
Molecule: messenger RNA, 1573 nt
Organism: Cyprinodon variegatus (sheepshead minnow)
Lineage: Eukaryota; Metazoa; Chordata; Actinopteri; Cyprinodontiformes; Cyprinodontidae
Product: homeobox protein HMX3-B-like
Exons: 2
Coding region: 307-1170 (287 amino acids)
Biological process (GO): regulation of transcription by RNA polymerase II
Cellular component (GO): nucleus
Molecular function (GO): RNA polymerase II transcription regulatory region sequence-specific DNA binding; DNA-binding transcription factor activity, RNA polymerase II-specific
Source: RefSeq, a predicted model, not a curated record